Cynara cardunculus var. scolymus (artichoke) is the source of this 1370-nucleotide messenger RNA. RefSeq names its product transcription factor bHLH121. The record is from RefSeq and is a predicted model, not a curated record. Gene Ontology annotation, biological process: intracellular iron ion homeostasis. NCBI's taxonomy places the organism in Eukaryota, Viridiplantae, Streptophyta, Magnoliopsida, Asterales, Asteraceae. The transcript has 5 exons. Gene Ontology annotation, molecular function: protein dimerization activity; DNA-binding transcription factor activity. Bases 283 to 1164 code for a protein of 293 amino acids.
GUGUGAUUGAAUUUUUGUAGGCAAACUAAAAAGGGUGUUCUAAAAGGCGUUAGAAAGAAGGUUGGGUAAAGCUGACCCGAAUCCAAAAUCUGCGGGUGUACUUGUUCUAUGUAGAUUCUCUCCAGUAAAAAUCGCCAACAAUUCCAUCUAUAAUCACGUUUUCUUUCUCCAAUUUCCGCCUUGCUGGAUCGGAUAACGGAUAAACCCUAAGAAACCCACCAAGAAUCACUGCUAAAUUUAAGCAAAUUGCGCUUUCAAACCUUCUCUGUUCUCUUCUGCAAAAUGGAUAAUCUGUCGCCCCCAAAUCAAUUCAACUCUGAAUCGAGGCCUGGAUCAGAACCAAAAGACAGAAAGCUUCAGAAGGCGGACCGUGAGAAACAAAGGAGAGAUCGUCUAAAUGAGCAGUUUACAGAAUUGGGAAAGACACUUGAUCCCGAUCGACCUAAAUUUGACAAGGCAACUAUACUUGGUGAUACUAUCCAGAUGCUAAAUGAUUUGACCGAUCAAGUCAGCAGACUAAAAUCCGAGUACGCAAUGCUCACUGAAGAAUCUCGUGAGUUGACUCAAGAAAAGCACGAUUUGCGAGAAGAAAAGGCGUCCCUCAAAUCCGAUAUCGAGAACCUUAACCUUCAGUAUCAACAACGGCUUAGGGCUAUAUACCCAUGGGGUCAUAUGGACCAAUCGGUUGUAAUGCACCCCCCUUCGUAUCCCUACCCGGUCCCAAUGCCUAUGCCCCCCGGAUCUAUUCCAAUGCACCCAACCAUCCAACCGUACCCCUUUUUCGGAAACCAAAAUCCCGGGGUUGUUUCCAACCCAUGUUCCACUUUCUUUCAGUCCAUCCAAUACGUAUCUCCGGUUGCGCAGCCGAGUACUAGGUCCCACGUUUCUAGCAGACAAGGUUCUAGAAACAAAUCAUCGGAACAAGGAGAGAGCGGAAGUGGAAAAGACGUGGAUUCUAAUGAUGUAGCGACUGAACUCGAGCUCAAGACACCUGGAUCCACCGGAGAUCAGGAGGGUUCACUGGCUCAAUCAAAAUCCAAGAAAUUGCAUAGGAAGGAGAAUAGCGUUUCCGAUGAGAGCUCUCCAAGCGGGUGUUCAUCAUCUCGGACCAUACAAGCUAGCUCGUCAAAUAGCGUCGUUGGCGGCAAGAAUUGUGAUCGAUAAGAUCAACAUCACCGCCUUAAUCGUGUUAUCGCUCUGCGUAGAUUGCUAACUUCUCACAAUGAAAGGUCAGGUACUAAAUCUGUCUUCGCCUUAUAAAAUAUAAAUACCAAUGCUUAAUACGUUUACAGAAUGAACAUAGCACGGGUUCCGUGUUUCGACCGUAGUAUGUAAUGGUUGUUUUACAAUAAGAAAAAGGUUAUUUAGCU